Cordyceps militaris CM01 is the source of this 1518-nucleotide messenger RNA. Its product is annotated as Protein kinase-like domain. The transcript has 2 exons. Bases 1 to 1518 code for a protein of 505 amino acids. The record is from RefSeq and is a predicted model, not a curated record. NCBI's taxonomy places the organism in Eukaryota, Fungi, Ascomycota, Sordariomycetes, Hypocreales, Cordycipitaceae.
AUGCACACAAUUAUUGAUCACUUUACGCGCGUACCAUGGACAACGAUCGUUCUGGGCAAGUUAUCCACUGCCUGGAACGCUGUCCUGCGGUUUCUCAGCUCUGCUCUGCGGUUCUGGAAUCGCAGCUCGAUCACCCAGUCAUGCCAGUACCCUCUGACCUACGAGCAACAAGAGGCAAGGAACGACGAGUUUGUCGCGCGCAUCAACAAGGACGCCAUUGCCACUCUUGUAUCUCGACACUGCGAGAAGCCGUGCCAGAUCAAUGACUUUAAGCGCGGCAGCUUCAACGUUUGCUUUUUCGUUGGGGUCCUUCAGGGCGACUCACAAUGGACGGUGCGGGUCCCGAUCGAGCCCGCCGUCCAUGACACCUGGGGCAAGAUUCAAAACGAGGUUGCCACGAUGCAGUAUGUCCGGGACAGGACUACGAUCCCGUUACCUGACGUCCACACCUGGGGUCGCGAAGCCCUCACUCGGGACCUGUCUACGCGACAGGCAUACGUCAUCCUCGAAUACGUGCCCGGCCGGCCCCUCAACACAUAUUCGUUGGCGAAAGAUACCAGAGACCGACGCGACUAUGUAUAUUCGCAACUGAUUGAUUUCUUCGCCCAGAUGCGCCAGCUCGAGCUACCCUCCGCAGGGUCAUUGAUGCCAGAUUCGAAUGGUGGACCAGAUCCUGUCAUUGGCCCCUUUCUCUCUAGGCACAUAAACGAGCUGCAAGUCCAACGGCCAAAGGUUGCUACUCCUUCGGCACCAUUCACCUCGACGGAAGACUUCGUUCUCCAUCAACUCAGUCUCAUAGAAGAAGCUAUCAGGUUGCCAUUGGGCGGACAAUCCUUCAAAGACGCGCAGCGUGAAGUAUUUGCGCUAGAGAACCUACGUCAGGUGCUUACCAAGUCCAUCCAGGUAAACGCGCGGAAUGACGGCCCAUUCGUCUUAUGCCAUCUGGAUCUCAGAGGUCCCAAUAUCAUUGUGGACGAAGAUCUCAAGUUUAUGGGUAUCCUUGACUGGGAAUUCACCGGUUCUAUCCCAGUCGAGCACUUCAUACCGCCCUUUUGGAUCGCUGGAAAGGACCUGACGUAUGCGACAGGCGGGGAGUAUCGUACAGAGUUCACCCAGUUCCACAAGAUUCUCCUGGCUAAAAGCGAAACAUCAGACGUUCAUCGCCGGCUCGCCGAAGAGUGGAAUGCCGACUUGCCGUACGGUAUGAGGCUGCCCAUCGCCGAGUUGUUACACCACCAUUCUCAGCUGCUCAGCAUCUUCUUUCAAGCCAUUUAUCCCCAGCUCUUUCAAGGACCGGAGAAGGAAGUCGUUGCUGCGUUCUUCGAACGAGGCGAGAAUCAGGCACUUGCUCUAGAGGUGCAGCGCCAGUUCGAGAGUUCCGAGGCGUACACGCAGUACCUCAAAAUCAAUAAUUGGUUCGAGCCUGAUGACCAAGAGGAAAUCGCUCGUGCUGCACUUGUUCAACAGAUAGAACAGCAGAUGGAAAAGCUCAAGAAGUUCAAGACCACGAAACAUUGA